AUGGAUCUCAAAGUGAUCUGCGUGCUCUCCGUCGUCCUCAUCAUAGCCCUCAGCACCUUGGCAGAGGGAAAGACAGUACCAACAAGAUGCCAGUGUAAAUUGCCCCCCAGGGAGCGGAAGAACUGCGGCUACCCGGGAAUCUCAGCAGUGGAGUGCAGGAAAGCUGGGUGCUGCUUCAACACUUCAGUCCCCGGCGUUCCCUGGUGCUUUGCUCCUAAAGCAAAGAAAGUUGAGAAAGUAUGUCCCAACGAUCCUCACGCCAGGAUAAACUGCGGCUUCCCCGGCAUCACGGCUAAGGAGUGCGAAAGGAAGGGGUGCUGCUUCACGGCACAUCCCGCUGGUGUCCCCUGGUGCUUCUACCACCGUGUGGUGGAGGAGGGUAAUGUCCUGCACGAGGCAGCGUCCCCCGUGUCCCUGUGGACCCACCACGGCUCCCGGCAGGGUCCGUGCUGUGCCCGGGCUUGGUGUGCUGUGCCAGCCCGGCACGGCGGGAGGCCACGCUCGAGGGAGUGA
Molecule: messenger RNA, 513 nt
Organism: Aptenodytes forsteri (emperor penguin)
Lineage: Eukaryota; Metazoa; Chordata; Aves; Sphenisciformes; Spheniscidae
Product: trefoil factor 2
Exons: 3
Coding region: 1-513 (170 amino acids)
Biological process (GO): maintenance of gastrointestinal epithelium
Source: RefSeq, a predicted model, not a curated record